Messenger RNA from Triplophysa dalaica, 1617 nucleotides. Its product is annotated as torsin-1A-like. Gene Ontology annotation, biological process: nuclear membrane organization; protein localization to nucleus. The coding region runs from base 50 to 1024 and encodes 324 amino acids. The record is from RefSeq and is a predicted model, not a curated record. Gene Ontology annotation, molecular function: kinesin binding; ATP binding; ATP hydrolysis activity. The transcript is spliced from 5 exons. Gene Ontology annotation, cellular component: endoplasmic reticulum lumen; nuclear envelope. Lineage: Eukaryota; Metazoa; Chordata; Actinopteri; Cypriniformes; Nemacheilidae.
ACCAUUCGACUUUCUCAUUACAAGACAGCACACGGAAGGAACUUUUACAAUGAAAUCAGAAAAACUAUUUGUGUUGUUUCUUUUGUUACCUAUGGUAACAGUAGAGACAGGAGUCUUUGACUUUUUCAAUGGGUUUUUUGGCAAUGUAGGACCUAUUGACUCUAAAAUCGACACUGUACGACCUUUUGAUUCUAAAGAGUUCAUGGAAGAUCUAAGGAAGUCCUUAUUUGGGCAGCACAUUGCACUGGAAACAAUACUGAAAGCUGUGACCUGGUUUAUGAAGAAUCCAGAUCCACCAAAACCACUAGCGCUUUCUUUACAUGGACCUACAGGAGUGGGAAAAUCAUAUGUCAUGAAGAUCAUUGCAAGAAAUAUUUAUGAAAUGGGUGAAAAGAGCAAACACAUUCACACAUUCAUAGCAUCAUAUCACUUCUAUAACAAUAGUGAAGUAGCAAUUUAUAAAGCUCAAUUGAAAGAGUGGAUUUAUGGUAAUGUAUCAAGGUUUUCUCGCUCCAUGUUUGUAUUUGAUGAAAUGGACCAGAUGAACCCACAUCUGAUCGACACCAUAAAACCAUUUCUGGAAUACAUUCCACAUUUGGAUGGAGUGUCAUUCAACAAUGCAAUCUUCAUUUUUCUCAGUCAAGCAGGCGCGAAUGUGAUUACUAAUGUGGCUCUGGAUUUCUGGAGAAAAGGCAAAGAAAGAGAAGAGCUACAGAUGAACACCUUAGGAAUGGAGACUCAAAUUUAUCAAGCAAUCUUCAAUAAUAAGGAAAGUGGAUUUUGGCACUCUUGUCUAAUAGAUCAUCAUUUGGUGGAUCACUUUAUACCUUUUCUCCCUCUGGAACGGAAGCAUGUAAAGCAAUGUGUUCUGGCUGAAAUGACUAACCAUAACAUCACUGAUUCUGAUGUGAUAGACAAAGUGUUCAAAGACAUACCCUUCUUCCCCGACGAGGAGAAAAUCUUCUCUAUCAAAGGCUGCAAGACAGUCAAUAAUAAGUUGGGGCUACAUGUUGAGCUCGAUUAAAAGAUUUUAGAAGCUUUGUUAUUUUUUAUGUUAUUUUGUUACAGAAAGACCCAUAUCCACAAGGUACUAAAUGGCACAAUCAUAUACUCUUAUGUUUUAGUUGUGGUGUCUGUGAAGGUCAGCAAAUUUGGAAUGUUUGUGUACACAUACAUGCACACGCACGCACACACACACGCACGCACGCACAUCACAUGAUCAAUGACUGUAGCCCUAUUCUCAUUCGAGACCACUCUUCUUGUUCCUUGUCCUCUUCCUCUUCAUUUUUGGCUGAACUAUUCCUUUAAAGAGAUACUCUACCCAUAAAAAUGUUGUCAUGACUUAUCCUUAAGUUGUUUCAAACCUGUAUACUUUACUUUGUUCUGGUCUGAACACAAAGAUAUUUGGAUAAAUCAUAGCAACUGAGAAUUCUGGGGCACUACCAAAAGUAUGUUCUGUUAAACGAACUAUCAGCAGUGCAUGGCUGGAAGUGAAGACUGCAUCUCUCAAUCUGAUCUCGAGAGAUCCAUUUCUCAGAAACAGCUUUACUCGACUGCAUGUUUGUGUAGGCCUAUAUAUUCAUUUUUAUUCUUUAUACAUACAGUGUCUGUUUUUAU